AUGGUGCGGUCUGGCGUUUCGGCAGGCCUGAUGGCUGCCGCCAACGCCGCCGCAGCGGGCGGGGCGCAUCGGCUAGCCUUUGACCGGCGCUUUGUCGAGGCUCUUGGAAAGAGCAUCGGCGUCAUCGGCGCGUCGGAGAUUGGCGACAAGACCUUCUUCAUCGCAGCAAUCAUGGCCAUGCGGCACCCGCGGCUGACGGUGUUCACGGGUGCCCUCGCGGCUUUGGCCGUGAUGACGGUGCUGGCAGUGGCGCUGGGGUGGGCGGCGCCGGCGCUGAUCCCCAAGGUCUACACGCACUAUGCCGCCACCGCGCUCUUCUUUUUCUUCGGCUUCAAGACGCUUUGGGACGCGUACCAUCACGAGGAGGGCGAGUCGGAAUUGGAAGAAGUGGAGAAGGAGCUGGCGGAGGGCAGCGGGGGCAGCGGCGACAAGCUGGUGUCGUAUACCAAGGACGAGGGCGCGGAGAGGGGCUUCCGGCCGGCCAACCCGCUGCAGGCGGGGCUCGGCCGUGCGGGGCGCGCGCUGUCGUGCCUCCUGUCGCCGAUCUUCCUGAAUGCGUUCGUGCUGACCUUCUUGGCCGAGUGGGGGGACCGCAGCCAGAUCGCGACAAUCGGCCUCGCCGCAUCCUCGGACGUCGUCGGCGUCACCCUCGGCUCCAUCGUCGGCCACGCGGCGUGCACGGCGGCGGCGGUGCUCGGCGGGCGCCACCUGGCGACCCACAUUAACGAGAAGACAGUCGGGGUGGGCUGA
Messenger RNA from Monoraphidium neglectum, 750 nucleotides. RefSeq lists its product as hypothetical. The transcript is spliced from 5 exons. Gene Ontology annotation, cellular component: Golgi apparatus. Lineage: Eukaryota; Viridiplantae; Chlorophyta; Chlorophyceae; Sphaeropleales; Selenastraceae. The record is from RefSeq and is a predicted model, not a curated record. Bases 1 to 750 code for a protein of 249 amino acids. Gene Ontology annotation, molecular function: manganese ion transmembrane transporter activity; calcium ion transmembrane transporter activity. Gene Ontology annotation, biological process: manganese ion transmembrane transport; calcium ion transmembrane transport; Golgi calcium ion homeostasis.